Molecule: messenger RNA, 4193 nt
Organism: Lutzomyia longipalpis
Lineage: Eukaryota; Metazoa; Arthropoda; Insecta; Diptera; Psychodidae
Product: arrestin homolog
Exons: 7
Coding region: 940-2607 (555 amino acids)
Biological process (GO): signal transduction; G protein-coupled receptor internalization
Cellular component (GO): cytoplasm
Molecular function (GO): G protein-coupled receptor binding
Source: RefSeq, a predicted model, not a curated record
UUCACUGCGAACACCUCGCACAUGGACUAGCUUCACGUGAAAAGUAAAUUGGUCCUUUUUUUUCCUUCCUCGCAGGAUCAACAGUCGGUGAAAGUUAAACGUUGUAUUGCGUGCCAAUUGAGGGUAAUUUCUGGUAAAGGCACUAUACGUAUUAACGUGGAUAUACCUUCGGUAUGGACUUACUUCCCUUAACAGAACCGUCCCAAAGACCCCACGAAGUUAAAGUAAUUAAUUUCUGAGUUAAUUUUGUAUUUUGUUGUUUAGUGUGGAUUGGAGUUACGUGGCCAAGUGAUUAGGGAUAAAUAUGUAAUUUGAUGGGUGGCACACUCCGUGCUGGGAUAAGUUGAGUGAACCAUUUGUAGUGUCGUCGUGUAAGAAGAAAGUGCUGAAAAUCGAAGUUAAUUGUGUGGGGUAGAAGGUGUAAAGAGGAAAAAAAAACAAAUAAAAUUUCAAGGCAACAAAAAACCCAUCAUUUACAUUGAUUGUGUGCUGUGUUGAGAAAAUUAUAAAGCAUGUCUUCCAGUAGAGGAGGCCUGGUGGCAAAAGCGAGGGAGGCAUGACUAAAAGGCAGGAGGAAUAUUAGAUUGAUUGAAAGUAAAUUGAAAGUGGAAGGGAAAUAUGAGCCAUUUCUCACUCUAAACGCGUACGUGUGAAAAGAGAAAUAUAUGGGUGGUACUGUAUGCAUAUCCAAGCAGUAUCCUCAAACUCAUCCAUAUAGCAUUUACUAAAUUACUCACAUUUCCCCACUCUCCCAUCCACGUCUCGGUGGUGGCAGGUGAAUGUGGGAGGAAGUGUCGUGCAUGUGAUGUAAGUGGGUGGAAGGAAAACCAAAAGAAGUAAGGUGAUCCUGCCUGCGGGGCAAAUGCAAUCAUACAGGGUGGUUGGAGCAAGUUGGGAUUCCCUGAGUCAAUGUAAGCGAAAAAUGCAUUUAUUGCUUGCAUGAGGACAAAACCUUUUCAUCUCACUAUGAUGACAAAGGAAGUCGAUGAGCAGCACAAAAUUUCAGACGCACCUCAAGAAGACAGUGCCAGCGGUAGUGGAGUAAGAAGAGCACCAGAAAUUGAAGCUGAAUCUCUCGGUGCCCGAAGAAUCUUCAAGAAAACAUCACCAAAUGCCGUUCUGACACUCUACUUGGGAACAAGAGAGAUAAUCUCGAGACGUGGUGUCGUGGAGGCUCUACGAGGAGUUCUCUUUGUCGAUCCCAAGUACAUUGUAGGACAUAGACUGUUCAGCCAAUUAACUUUGACAUUCAGGUAUGGAAGAGAAGAUGAAGAGGUGAUGGGACUGAAAUUCUGCAAUGAGGCCGUAAUAGCACUUAAGCAGGUCUGGCCACAGCCAGAGGGUACUUCGGCGAAGAAGGAGGAAUUGACCCCACUUCAGACUGCACUCCUGGAGAGAUUGGGUGUGGGUGCUCAUGCUUUCAGUAUUCAAAUUGGUACCGUAGCACCGCCCAGUGUCCAAUUAAUCCCUGCCAAGCACUACAAUGGUGCACCGAUUGGUACGAGCUACGACAUCAGGGCCUACAUUGCGAAUCAGUCCGAUGAGAAGAUGCAAAAACGCUCAACAGUUAAAUUGGGAAUACGACUUAUACAUAAAAUUCCUGCAGAGAUUAGGUGUUGCCCCCAGGCGCCCCAAUCUCAAGCACCCUCAAUCCCAAAAUGCCUUCGGUUGCGCCUAUCACCGAAAGCUCUCAAGUUCUCCAAUAAACUCUGCGGCAGUGGCAGCACCAAAGCUCGCAUCGACACAGCCAAAGAGAAAGGCCCACCGCAUACAAGCUCCGACGCAGAAGUAUUUGAGGCCCCUCAGGGAUCUGUCGAUAAGCCAUUCCUGUGGGCGGAGGGUCGUGUAAGUCUAAAAGCGGCACUCAAUAAAUCAGCCUAUGGCCAUGACGAAGACAUAGCCGUGACCAUCGAUGUGCGUAACGACAGCCGAAAAAUUGUGAGGAAAAUUCGGAUAUUUGCAGUUCAGCACGUGGAUGUUUGUAUGUUUAGCAAUGGUAAGUUCAAGAAUGUCGUGGCUGAUGUUAGUCUGAACAACCAGCUUGGCCCUGGGGAAUUUCUGCACAACACCUACUUCCUGUUGCCAACGCGUGCCCCCACGAAGAAUUGGAUUGCUGUCGAGGGUGCUCUCUUCAACACAUCGACAGAUACGAAUUUGUGGGCUGAAAAUGCUAAGAUAGCCCCUAGUUCCCCUAUGGAGCUUCUUCCGCACGAAGAUCGCAAUGUCUUCGCCAUCUACGUGUCGUACUAUGUGAAAGUGAAGCUAACACUCAGCGGAAUGGGUGGUGAGGUGUGUCUCAAGUUGCCCUUUGUGCUGGGCUACGUUGACACGGAGAGCAAUAAUGAGGCCCAAACCACCCCACGUGCUAACCCCAAAGGGGUGGACUCCAUCGACCGACUCACCGAUGCUGCAGACGCAAUCUGUGAGGUGGAUGCUCUAUGCAAGAUUGACGAGAAAGCUCACGAUGUGGUAGUUGAGUCCGCACAAAAGGACUCAAAUGACACUCAAACGACGGAGGAUGAUGAUGAAAUAGGUGGGACGAAAGUCAAAAAUACCGUCACUGUACAAAUUCACACGCCAAAUACGCUCAUGCAAGCUGAUAUUUAGCCUGAAUCGUUUAGUACUCAUCCAACAAUGGAAUGAAUGUCGGGGAUGUAGCUCUGAUUAAAUGGACUUUAAUUGAAAUUUUCUUUUUUCUCCUUUCGUUACAACUUUUCCCCCAAUAUGAUACAAGGGUAAAGCUAUUCGAAGCACAAUGUGAUGCCAAAUCAUCAUUCAGUCGCAAUUUGAUCCUUUUAUCUCUCAUUUUCUGGUUUUUCUUGGUAUUUUCUCGGCGUAGAAAAUCUUUUUAGAAAAUUCCUCACAAUGCUGUCAAUCAUUAUUUUCCACAAUUUGAUUGAGGAAUUGAAAAUUGUUGUCCAGUGAUUAAAUUUUUGAAAAAUCAAUAUCAGUGUUAAAGUAAUACCAACAGGUCAAUAGCUAAAAUAUACUGAAAGAUUGAUUAAUGAAUUAUUAAAUGCGAACUGAAAUUCACGUGAAUUAAAAUUUUCUGCGGUUUUAAUGCUCUAUUUAACAUUGAAAAACAUUUAAAACUUUUUUUUAGUGAAAACAUUUCUGUGAUAUUUUUUGCAUAAUGAGCUCAUAAAAAUUAUGCUUCAUUACAAAAUAUUGAAAAUAUUAUAGAUUGUUUAAAUUUAGGAUCAGCCACUCACAUUUUAAAGGAUUAAAGAUGAAUUUGAUAUUAAACGAAAUAGACAAAAAAUUCUAAUAUCUUCGCAUCUUAAUAGUUUUCUCUAUUUUCUCCAAUCCGGUCUUUUCUUAACUUCAUUAAUUCUUUCAUUUUCAUAAAUUGCAACAAUACUUAUCAAGAAAACUUUUUUUUCAUUAAAAUUAAAAUAUCUAUUAGUAUGUUUAACAAUAUUUAUUGCUUAACUAUUAUUUUAAAGAAAAAAAAUUAAAGAAAAUAUUUUCAAACUGAUGUUGAAGUGAAAAAUUCUAGGAAAAUUCAUUACAGAAAUUGAAAAAUAAAUAGGUCAACAUUCUUUUCCACUUUGCAAAGGGAAAGAGGAAAGCGGUGUCAAAAAUUUCGAUACGUACUUCCCUAUUAGGGUAUAGAAUUUUCUAUUUUCCAAGAAAAAAAGCUUUCAAAUUGCGACUACAUUUCAUGUUAUUUAUGUUCAAAGUUACAAAAAAUAAUUUUUGAAACUUAAUUCGGAUGGAUGGAUAUUGUUUGUGUUUCAGUAAAAAACAUUAAAUCCUUUUAGGAAAAAUCAAUUUUCGUCUUAAAAAAAAAGUAUAUUUUAACAGAAGUUCUUCGGUUAAUUUUUCAAUUUUAUUACUAGCAUUGUGCAUUAUAUUCAUUAAAAAUAUAUUAGAAUUACUUUAGGGGACACUGGGGCAGAAAUGGGUCACGCAAAAUGAGGAAGUUUUAAGCUAGAUAAAAUUUCCCAACAAAUUUUGAUUCUGACCCAUUUCACCCCAUUUUGCCCCUAACGAAAAGCUCAUUUAGGUGUAAGCUUAACGUUUAGAUUAAAUGUUUCGUAGAUAAAAAUUAAAACAGUGAUGUAGAAGUGUCCGAUUUAAAUAAAAAAAAUUUACAUGGUAGGUUGACUUUUGAAAGAAAAAAAAAUGUGUAAUGCUGAAUUUAAUAAUUAAUUUUGUAAAUAAAUCACUAAGAAAAGAAGGAAGAAAAA